Messenger RNA from Impatiens glandulifera, 2683 nucleotides. RefSeq names its product G-type lectin S-receptor-like serine/threonine-protein kinase At4g27290. Gene Ontology annotation, biological process: protein phosphorylation; recognition of pollen. Bases 53 to 2524 code for a protein of 823 amino acids. The record is from RefSeq and is a predicted model, not a curated record. Gene Ontology annotation, molecular function: protein serine/threonine kinase activity; ATP binding. The transcript is spliced from 8 exons. Lineage: Eukaryota; Viridiplantae; Streptophyta; Magnoliopsida; Ericales; Balsaminaceae.
UUACAAGGAAGAAGACGACGACGACCUUUCUCAUUCUGAUAAUCAAGCAGAAAUGAUCAUUCUCUCUCUUAUUCUCCUCUCUCUCUUCACCAAUAUCUCCAUUGGAGCCGACACUCUAUCUCCAAACCAAUCUCUCUGGGAUAACGGACUUACACUUGUCUCCCAACACCACAAAUUCGAACUGGGUUUCUUCAGCCCGUCGUCUUCCGCCAGCCGAUACCUCGGAAUCUGGUUCAAAAACAUCAACCGUCUCACACCCAUCUGGGUCGCCAAUGGAAACAACCCAAUUCCAGAUUCCUCCGGUAUCCUCUCCUUUACCCCUGCAGGAAACUUAGUUAUAUUCAACAAUCAAACCAAAAGCGCCGUUUGGUCUUCCAAUUCAUCCGCUUCCAAUUCCGUCUUACAGCUUCUAGAUUCCGGCAAUCUUGUCUUAAAACACAUCGAUUCCGGCGAUUACCUUUGGCAAAGCUUUGAUUAUCCCGGCGACACGUUGAUUCCUGGAAUGAAACUCGGAUGGGAUUUGGUUAAAAAUAAGGAAUGGUAUAUAACGUCAUGGAAGAGUUUAGAUGAUCCGUCUACUGGUGAAUUUAGUUAUAGGCUAGACCAUCGUGGACUUCCUCAGAUUGUUCUUCAUCGUGGGUUAGAUAUUCAGUACCGGAGUGGUCCAUGGGAUGGUGUCCGGUUUGGAAAUGGUCCUCCUUUGAAACCCAAUACAAUUUUCAAUCCGAUUUUCGUUUUCAAUUCGAGUUAUGUUUAUUACACUUUCGAGAAUAGUGAUAGCACAAUUGUUUCAAGAUUCGUUGUUAAUCAAACAGGGCUAAUCCAACAUGUUUCAUGGAGUGAAAAGAGAGAAGAAUGGGUAGAUAUCGUGACUAUUCAAGGAGAUACAUGCGAUUCAUAUGAAAUGUGUGGACCAAACGGAGUUUGCAGCUUCAACGACGCCGCAGAUUGUCGUUGUUUAGGUGGGUUCAAACCGAAAUCGCCACAGGAUUGGAAUAAACGGGAUUGGACAGAUGGAUGUUCGGCGAAAUUGUCUUUGAGAUGCGAUUUGGGCGGCGGCGGAGGUGAGGACGAUGGGUUUAUGAAGUUUUCAGGUAUGAAGUUGCCGGAUAAUUCGACGUUUUUAAGAAACGGAACAGGGAUGAAUCGCGAGGAAUGUGAGAUGGCUUGUUUGAAGGAUUGUAAUUGCGUUGCGUUUGCGGUGACGUUGGUUAGCGGUUGCGUUGUUUGGUUUGGAGUUUUGCUUGACGUUAGACAGUAUAAUGGUGAAGGUGGUCAAGAUUUAUAUGUCAGAGUUGUUAAAUCUGAACUAGGUUUUAACAGUAAAAAGAAGAUCAUUGUUGGGAUAACAUCAGGAGCAGUUAUCUCAGUUUUACUGGUGGCGGUUUUGAUUGGUUGGUUUGUAGUGAGGAAGGGCCGCCGUCGUCGGAUUAAAGGAGCAUGGUCACUUGAUAGAUCAACCUACGGAAACGAAAGUAAUCCUCACGAUGACGAUGUGGAGGAGUUGGAGCUGCCUUUAUUUGAAUUGGCUAGCGUUACAAUCGCCACUAACAACUUCUCAUACACUAACAAGAUUGGAGAAGGCGGUUUUGGUCCCGUUUACAAGGGCAAGCUUCCUAAUGGGCAAGAAAUAGCGGUAAAAAGACUGUCGGCAACUUCUGGACAAGGGCUCAAGGAGUUCAAAAACGAGGUCAUAUUGAUAUCGAAGCUACAACAUCGGAACCUUGUAAGGCUUUUAGGAUGCUGCAUUCAUAGAGAAGAAAGGAUGUUGGUAUAUGAAUACAUGCCAAACGGAAGCUUGGACUCGUUUAUCUUCAGUCAAACUAAGGGUAAAUCACUGCAAUGGCGAAAGCGUUUUGACAUAAUAGUUGGAGUCGCUAGGGGACUUUUGUAUCUUCAUAGAGAUUCGAGGUUGAGAAUAAUUCAUAGGGAUUUGAAGGCUAGCAACAUACUUCUCGACAUUGAUAUGAACCCUAGAAUCUCUGAUUUUGGGAUGGCAAGAGAGUUUGGAGGAGAUCAAUCUGAAGAAAACACUAAGACUAUCAUUGGAACUUACGGCUACAUGUCUCCUGAAUAUGCAAUUGAGGGUUCGUUUUCAAUCAAAUCAGAUGUUUUCAGCUUUGGGGUGCUAGUUUUGGAGAUAGUGAGUGGGAAGAGAAAUCGAGGAUUUUUCCAUGCAGAUCAUGACCUCAACCUUUUGGGACAUGCAUGGAAACUGUGGAAUGAAGAGGAUGCAAUGAAACUAGUGGCUGAUUCGAUUCAAAGUAGUCCGGUUUCAGAAUCAGAGGUGUUAAGGUGCAUCCAAGUAGCUCUCUUGUGCGUGCAGCACCGAGCUGAGGACAGGCCGACAAUGGCUUCAGUUUUGUCAAUGUUCGAAAGUGAGAACCUAGCCCCGACUCAACCUAAACAACCUGGUUUUUAUGGAGAGACGUUUACAGCCAAUACCGAUUCUUCAUCCACAGGAAAGAAUCCUUGUAUUGUUGAUAACAAUGAAAUGACCAUAACAACUCUCCAUGGUAGAUAAUAGUUAGAUUACAUGUUCAAAGUCAUGUGCGAUAAUACUUUGUUUAUUGUAAAAAAACGAGUUAUAAUUCUUGAUAACCGAAUUAUAUAGAGGAAUUACGACUUGAAAUAUUUGAACACUAAAGAAUAUGUAUGUAAAUUUCAUGUAAAAACAUUUAUA